Wasmannia auropunctata (little fire ant) is the source of this 3680-nucleotide messenger RNA. Its product is annotated as neuromedin-U receptor 2-like. Gene Ontology annotation, molecular function: neuromedin U receptor activity. The record is from RefSeq and is a predicted model, not a curated record. The transcript is spliced from 6 exons. Gene Ontology annotation, cellular component: plasma membrane. Gene Ontology annotation, biological process: neuropeptide signaling pathway. Bases 923 to 2707 code for a protein of 594 amino acids. Lineage: Eukaryota; Metazoa; Arthropoda; Insecta; Hymenoptera; Formicidae.
AUUUAAAAGAUUAUUCAAUUUUCUUUCAUUUUAAUAAGAGAUAAACGAGGAAAACGUUGGUUGUGAUAAAUAACUGUGCUUGUGAUAAAUAACUUUGUUUUCGACCCAAGCAGCCUUAUCUGCAUUUCUUGGCGCUGUCAAGUUCAUUCGAUUUCAGUUCGUUGUCGUUUCCUCUUCGUCAUUUGAUGCAUAAUGCAAAUGGAUUGGGUUAAGUGUAGUGAUUUUAACGCUUAUCAAGCAAAUGUGUUGUAUUUUUUUAAAUGUCAAAUUAAUCAUUAAUUAUUUAAGUUAACAUUUAAAAUUGCUUACGCGUACGCGACAAUAUUGCUAUAAUCAGUAGUAAACAUCAAAUUAUCGCGUGAAAUUAAAUAUCCAAACGAUAAUUGUUUAUAUAAUUAGAAAAGAAUUGUAAAUAAAUCGAGAGCAAAUUAAAAUCAAUGUAUCGAAUAAUUGCAGCUUGAGGAGAAAUGUGGACAAUAACUUAACAGUCAACACGGAGAUAAACAGGAAGAAUCUUAUCGCGAGAACCUAUUCCGACUCGUGGAAAAAUUAACGCCUCCGACAGAGAUCAAGAUGUAAACCGAAAUCCGAUAUUUCAACGGCGGAUAUUUCACUCAAUAGUACUCACGUCAAUAGUAACCGGAGAAGAUAUCGUACAUCGUAACUGCAUUUCGUAGAAUAUAUAAAUCAUCGCUAUCUCGCGACAGCUAUCGGCGAUAGUCUGGAAUACUUAUGGACGAAAUUAAGCAGCGAAAAUACAGGCAGAAGAGACACUCGCAGCGCAGAGAUACUUGCUCGUUCGAGCUGCCGAUUUAAAAUUCAGCCACGAAGGCUUCCCAAAUAUUCUGCUAAAUUAUUCUGCUUACUACGGUCGCGAGAUUCCACGCCGUAUACCUCGCCGAAUACGAAUAAAGGAAGCAGAAUGAUUUCGGAUAUGACAGCGAACAUCACCAGGAUCCUUCAGGAUACGGAGGAUUCCUGGAGGCUCUCGACAGACGGGGAUCUGCAGGGGCUGCCGUCCACGGUCGUCUACGCCGCGAGUUCGCGACACGAGAACUUGUCGAGCACGAUCGUCGCCAUGCUCAAUGACGAGCCGAUGGACCGCCGGGACUCCCUGUACAUCGUGCUGCCGAUCACGGUGAUCUACGUCGUGAUCUUCUUCACCGGCCUGAUCGGCAACAUCUCCACGUGCGUGGUGAUCGCUCGCAACAAGUCCAUGCACACCGCCACCAAUUACUACCUCUUCAGCCUCGCGGUGUCCGACCUGCUGCUGCUCGUGUUCGGAUUGCCGCCGGAGAUGUAUCAGAUGUGGUCGCGCUUCCCGUACAUCUUCGGCGAGGCGUUCUGCAUUAUCCAGAGCUUCGCCUCGGAGACCUCGACCAACGCCACCGUUCUCACCAUCACGGCCUUCACCAUCGAGAGGUACGUGGCGAUCUGUCAUCCCUUCAUCUCGCACACAAUGUCAAAACUGUCACGGGCAGUGAAGUUCGUGGUGGCGAUCUGGGUGCUGGCCCUCUGCCUCGCAAUACCGCAGGCCAUCCAGUUCGGCAUCGUCUACGUCGACUACGACAACGGCACCGCCGUCCUGGACAGCGCCAGCUGUUCGCUGCGCUGGACGCUGAUCGAGCACGCUUUCGAGAUCUCGACCAUCCUAUUCUUCGUGCUGCCGAUGACGAUCAUCACCGUGCUGUACGUGCUGAUCGCCAUCAAGCUGCGACACUCGAGCCUACUCACGACCACCGUCAGUAAAAGGCAUCACGUUCCCGGUGUGUUGAAUCACGCGGACAGCAGCAGAGGGAAGACGAAUGCUCAGAGGAACGUUAUUCGCAUGCUCGUCGCGGUGGUGGUGGCCUUUUUCAUCUGCUGGGCGCCGUUUCACGCUCAGAGGCUGCUGGCCGUAUACGCUCAGCACAGCUCAGACGCUGAUACCAUGAUUAUAGUCUACACCUACCUCACGUAUGUGUCCGGAGUGUUCUACUAUUUAUCGACCACGGUGAAUCCGCUCCUCUACAAUAUCAUGUCUAACAAGUUUAGAGAGGCUUUCAAGUCGAUGCUGCCCAAGUAUUGCAUCAGGAAGUUCUCGUCUCGCAAGGUCAACCGCCGACAGGCGACUUACAGCAGCUUGUCGCGGUAUCAGAAGUCAAUGAAGCAUCGAUUCGACGAUCCCCAGCACUCGCCCUCGAUAUCCGUCAGCGACGAACAGCAACGAUUAACGCAUAUGGCAUUGGCGAACGCGAAUUCCUGCGAGCCGAACGGACUCGCGAGGCCGCAGAAAGAGCGGCCUGCGAUCAGAGAAACCAUCGGCUGCCGAGAUUAUACCAGAAGAGUGUCCAGGGACUCCAACAGCAGUCAAUUUACCAUGACAUCAUUAAGCAAGCAGGGCCUGAACGAGGGCAACAACAAUGCGAAAGAGUGUCUACUGAUCCAAAAAUCACCAAAAGCCGUAACUUUAGCAGGAAUUCUUACGGAGAGACUGGGCCUUGGCACAAAAGGAUUUUUCACGCAGCGCCGAAAAAAUUCACCGGUCAGCCCGACCAAACUGGAAAACGUCGUCGCGGUGCCACUACGAUUUCAGAGUCAUCCGAGCAUCGAGAGCGCCAAUACGAUCAGCAACUCCAGCCUUCAGGACCUCGACGAGACCGAGUUCACCAGAACAACGGAGUUGGCGCCUUACAUGGGCGAGUUAAACUUCGAACUCGUCACCUGACGUCCGAUUAUCGCGGGAGAACGCCGCCUUUCGAGUUAGACGUUUCGAGCACAAAUCAGAAACCCUUUGGUUGUGGAAACCCGCAGGUUUGUACAAACUUCUAAUUCCGAGGGAGGGCCGUAAUCUCGAGGGAAAUUUUGAGGCAAAUCUCGAUAGAUUUAGCUGCGUGCCCCGAACGGCGCGCAGUUGCGUCAUCGAGAUGAAUCGGCAUGGAACAUACAUCGAAGGUGACUGCAGUUUCACAAAGAGUUAUUGCCGCAAGAGGAGACAGGAGCUGAUCCAACCUGAUCAUUUCGCUCGCGAGAAAAUAUACAAAGUAUGUGGAAACUAAACGAUAACGUAGAGAAACGAUAUUAGAAUCGUCGGCUGCGGUUUGUGGACUGAAAGGAACGCUUAUGUGUGUUAAUCUCACGCGCAAGAGACGAGCUAGAGAUUCUAACACGGACACAGGAUGUGAAGCACGCGUGGAUGUUUGAUAUCUCUCUAAAGUACGUAUGUAUGCGAAUAUAUUAUACUUCUCCAUAGCAUGGCUGUUAAUAACGCUAGUCUUCUCUGCAAACGCGAGAGAAAAUUUACAGCGCAGUUUCAGCGUUCCUAAGAAUACAUAGUGAAUAUUAUAGUGAUUAUAAUGAUAUUCUUGUUCAUAAGAUAACGUUAUAUGUGAAAAGGGAACGUUCUGUCAAGACUAGCACAAGCUAGCUCCUUGUUUUCUGUCUGUCGUUGGUAUUUACAUAUAUUUUGUGAUAAAAGCGAAUUGCACAACGACUUUAACGUUAAUCGCAAUCAAAGACUUAUACAGAAUUUGUAACGCCUGCGUAACUUAUUUAUUUUUGUUAUCUCGAAACGUAGAAAAAGUGCCAAUUUGCACAAAAUUACUUCGACGUUAUCAAUGAAAAGUAUGAUUUUUUUUAAAAUCUAUAAUUUUUUUAGCAAUUUAUACAAUAAUUUCUUUUUAAGCUUGCUUGUUCGUCAA